Molecule: messenger RNA, 4597 nt
Organism: Prionailurus viverrinus (fishing cat)
Lineage: Eukaryota; Metazoa; Chordata; Mammalia; Carnivora; Felidae
Gene: CYRIA
Product: CYFIP related Rac1 interactor A
Exons: 11
Coding region: 372-1343 (323 amino acids)
Biological process (GO): regulation of actin filament polymerization
Molecular function (GO): small GTPase binding
Source: RefSeq, a predicted model, not a curated record
GAAUAUUCAAGGCAUUUUCCCAUUUGAGUGCCAUUACUUGUAGUGUUAAAACGUUUUGAAAACACAUUUUAGCCAUUAACUCAUUUUUAUUGUCAGAUGAAAGUGCUUUAAUAGACUCACUCUACUUCAGUUUUCCUCCUUCGGCUCGGAAUGAAAUCAUCUGUUGGAUUCUUGGCAACCCAUUCGGCAACACAACAGAGAACCUUAUGACUUCAUUACAGAAGCGGCAGAUGGGGGAGCGCCUUGUAGCCCAGCCCAGCGAUCUAAAAUCGCUAACCUGGCUUAGCAGAUUUCAGCUCCCGGAAUUUAUAAGCUGAGCCAACAUCAUUCCAUCGGGGCAUUUUUCCCUCCAGCAAAACAGGUUUGCUGGGAUGGGAAACCUGCUCAAAGUCCUUACCAGAGAAAUUGAAAACUAUCCACAUUUUUUCCUGGAUUUUGAAAAUGCCCAGCCCACGGAAGGAGAGAGGGAAAUAUGGAACCAGAUCAGCGCCGUCCUCCAGGAUUCUGAGAGCAUCCUCGCAGACCUGCAAGCUUACAAGGGCGCGGGGCCAGAGAUCCGAGAUGCGAUUCAAAAUCCCAACGACAUCCAGCUUCAAGAAAAAGCUUGGAAUGCAGUGUGUCCUCUGGUUGUGAGGCUAAAGAGAUUUUAUGAAUUUUCCAUAAGGCUAGAAAAAGCUCUUCAGAGUUUAUUAGAAUCUCUGACCUGUCCGCCCUACACACCGACCCAACACCUGGAGAGGGAGCAGGCCCUGGCGAAGGAGUUUGCGGAAAUUCUUCAUUUUACCCUUCGAUUUGAUGAGCUCAAGAUGAGGAACCCAGCCAUUCAGAAUGACUUCAGCUACUACAGAAGGACGAUAAGUCGCAACCGCAUCAACAACAUGCAUCUAGACAUUGAGAAUGAAGUCAAUAAUGAGAUGGCCAAUCGAAUGUCCCUCUUCUACGCAGAAGCCACGCCAAUGCUGAAAACCCUCAGCAACGCCACCAUGCACUUUGUCUCCGAAAACAAAACCCUGCCAAUAGAGAACACCACAGACUGCCUCAGUACGAUGACAAGUGUUUGUAAAGUCAUGCUGGAAACACCGGAGUACAGGAGUAGGUUUACAAGCGAAGAAACGCUGAUGUUCUGCAUGAGGGUGAUGGUGGGAGUAAUCAUCCUCUAUGACCACGUCCAUCCCGUGGGAGCUUUCUGCAAGACAUCCAAGAUCGAUAUGAAAGGCUGCAUAAAGGUUUUGAAGGAACAGGCCCCGGACAGUGUGGAGGGGCUGCUGAAUGCCCUCAGGUUCACUACAAAGCACUUGAAUGAUGAAUCGACUUCCAAACAGAUUCGAGCAAUGCUUCAGUAGAGCUCUGCUCAAAGAAGAGGAUCUAUGUACUGACCUCAGAAGAUGUAUAUGUUUACAUAAUUUAAUACAGAUCGAUGUUAAUACUUGUGUAUUUACAUAACCGUUUCCUCCUUGUCACUGAAAUACACGGACCUUAAUUUGUAUCCUGACUGACUCGACCCAGCAGAGCAUAAAUUGACUUGAGAGCCUUACCUUUGAUGUCUAAAACAAAAUCCCCUUCUCCAAAGUCAAAAUUUGGAGAUUUCGAUCUUUACUACUGGAGUCCUUUAACUACACCUGUAACAAUCUGAAAUUCCUAAUAGUUUGUGGUAGUGUUUUAAAUCUAGAUGUGUAAUCUCUCUGGGAAGUAUACUUAUAGAAACAUGAAGUAUUUGAUUUCCUGUGUCAGCUUGGCUACAAGAAACACAACUGUUAUCCUGACAGAGGGAGAGAGGAAUCCAAGAAAAGAAAAAUGCAUGUGAAGACACAGAUUCAAGUGUUUCGAAUUCAGCACGCCCCCUCUCUCUCCUCAGACUGCAGACCACAUGUGCAGCUUUUUUGUUUGCACGUAUUUAUUCUGGAUUUAUAUUCCUCUAACGUUCCCUUUUGAUUCUUCAAGAGGAAAAUCACCUGUGCUUGAAUCAGUUUGUGAGAGAGAAGUGAGAAUAGACAGAUGUGCUGUCAUAGCUGAGCUGUGAAAAUGGUUGUCUGGGAAGUGGGGGACGGGUUGGGAGGAAGGACACACAGGCAACAGGACAGUCAUCUCUCCGCUUCAACCCUUUGGCUGUGAAACUGUAGUAAUUUUGAUGACAUUCCAGUUGUCUGUGGGGUGCUGGGUACACAGUCCCUCCUAAAAUGGGCCCUGUCCUCUGGGGACCAUCCAUACGGCAACAGAGGCCUAGGGUACUUCAUUGAUUACCAGGAAACUGGGGAAUUCAGAGAGGGGAAUCCCUGCAUUUUCCAGUUCCCUAAUAUUUAAAAGGCAGCUCCUCCCUGACCACACUGCUGGCUGGUUGGAAUGUUUAAACCUUUGGUCUGAGUACCUGGGUUGAGUCCUAGCCUUACUGAUCCAUGGUGUGAGCUUUGAAAAUACACUUAAGCUCUGUGUCUCACUUUCCUCAUCUAUGAAAUGGGCAGUUAAAACAAUCUCCAAGAGCCCUACAAGGCAAUGAGCCAAUAAAAUGGCUGACUCUUACAUGCUUCCUUAGUAAAAAAAGGCCAGGAAGCAUCACCCCAUCUUGUCUUGAUGAUUGAAUAUAUUUGAAUAUAUGGCAAGGCCUAGAGUCAUCCUUUCUGCAGAUCAGAGCUUGGAAUGGAAUCUUAGAAAUCUCUCGUCUCAACCUCCGGUACAGAAAUGAGACAAGGCUGAAGUCAAAGAGGAUCAACUCCAUGUAGGACUAGAACCCAGGAUACCUCACUCCUGAAUCUUCCCCUGUUCACCAUGUGGCCUAUGCAUACAUACUUUAAGAUGAGACUGGACACUUUUAAAUCAGCCUUAAGUCUGGUUUAUAUUAUUAUUUGCCUAUUUCUGAUAGAAGGAAAGAGUUGCCCAGUGAUUGAUAAUCCCAGAAAUUGGGCCUGGGUACAUCAGGGUUUCAUUCACCAUGUUCCAAGGAAUAACUUGUAGACACAAUUGACUUCCAGACUUUAGUGUCCAGAUGGCAUUCUCUUGAGUCUUCCAAAAAAAAAAAAAAAGGGAAACAUACUUUUUUUAAAUUUUAUUUUAUUUUUAACAAUAACAACAAACCCAGUCAAGUGGCAGAAAAGAUUCUCUGGUUUAUAUCUACAUGUCAGUCAACAGAGAGAGAAAAGACCUUUUUCAUUGGAGCUUUUCAAGCUGAACAAGUACAGCUGCCUAGAUGGGGGGGUUCUCUCAUCAGAACAGAAAUGCACUUAGAUGGCCUUCACGACCUUUUCAAGCCUAGGGAUUUUAAUACCUUAGAGGAAGCCAGAAAAUGGGGUAACAAUGGAUGAACAAAUUCAUUGAUUAUUCAGCUUAAGAAAUCUUCUAUUUGGCAGCCACGUGUUAUCUUUGGGCAACAACUGUCAAGAAUUAUAGAGGCGCUCAAUGUUUAUCAUCAUGGAGUCCAUUUUUUUUCCUUUAUCGGGUGAGGAGCUUAAGUCUUGGAGAGAGGAAAGGACUUGCAGAGUAAAUAGUUGAGCAUAUUUAUAAUUUUUAAUUAGACUUUUUAUCAAGUGGGACCAAACAUAUGGGAGGGGCUGCUGGCCUGCCCCAGUUUAGCCAGGCUGCCUUGUUUCAAAGCUAAGAUUCACCCGUACAUGGAUUCUCAAAAGUCCAGGGCCUGAACUAUUGCCUAUGAUUAUCAGGAGGACAAGUUAAUUGAAUGUCUGUGAUCACUAAGAGGUGAUGGAUCUCUGGUCCACUCCAGAGCUACUGUGGGAGACAAAUUCUUUUAACAGACUGUCCUCCAGGCAUUAGGAGUCCUUAAACAAUCAUGAUUUUUUUUGUGUGCUGCAUGCACAUGUGUUCAAGAUCCAUGGGGUGGUUUAGGGGAAAGUGCUAGCCACAGUAUCCAUGUCAAUGUUAAUUCUAUUUCAUAUUUGAUGUUUCAUAGUUUUCAAGUAAACAGUGUUUGCCAUUACUCAGAUAUUUAUUUUUGGGCAGGCAACAGGUGAAAAUUACAUUUCUCAGAUGCACUGCUGCUUUGGCAUCAUAACUAUGUUCGCAGAAAUUUUUCAUCCAUCACUAACAACAACUAAUAGAAAGCAAGUGGCAGUGAGUGUUUUGAAUUGUGGUAGCCCAUUAGGGCUACAGUACUGAUUAACAACCAGAAAGAAAGUCUUGGAUACUAUCUUUUAACUGUUAGUUAAUAUCAUGCUUCAUCAUUUGCUUCUACUCAUCAUCAUUAUAUCAAGACAUUAAUGGUAAACUGAGGUUUUUAUACAUCAUCACAUUUAGGUUAAAAAAAAAUCAUGCUUCCUCAAAAGAAAAAAGAAGCCUACCCAAUCUUGGAAUCCAACUGUGCAGCAGAAUUCAGAGAAUUCUUAUUCAAUCUUGUACCCAAACAGCAACAAACUUUUUAAAAAAAUAUUAACGAUAAAGAGUGGAAUUUUAUCCUAAAGAGACAAAAAUUUUGGAACCCAAUUUCCCCAUUACAUCUAUCAAGGCUGUUGCAUACACAAAGCUGUUUUAAAAUUGUCAUAUGUUGUUUGCUAAAGUCAUUGUGAUUUUUUUUUGCCUGCUUUGCCUCUUUUUGUACAGAAGUUUUGAGUGUGAAAUGAAAAUUAAAGUUUGGUACAUAUAUUUAAAAAUA